AACAUCCACUUUCAGCCAGGAUUAUUGUGGGGAGUUGAGUUGCAGUCUGGUGGUGCUUCAGAAAUGUCUAACGCAGAAGUCAUUGCUUCCCGACUUUUGACGUUUAAUCAGAUGUAUAGUUAUGAAAAGCGACUACAGACUUUUUCCGAGUGGCCUUUUCGAGAAGAUUGCCAGUGCACACCAGAGUUGAUGGCCAAGGCAGGUUUUGUGCACUGCCCUAGUGAGAAUGAGCCAGACGUAGCCUGCUGUUUCUACUGUCUCCGAGAGCUGGAGGGCUGGGAGCCAGAAGACAACCCCUGGUCUGAACACGCCAAGCGCUCCCCCAACUGUGCCUUUCUUCAUAUGAAAAAGACAUUUGAUAAGCUCACAGCCAUUGAGUACUUUCAGCUGGAACAGGAGCGGCUUCGCAUCUACAUUAAGAAGAUGGGUCACAGGAAGAUAGCCUUCUUUCGUGAUGAGGUGGAGACCACUAGUAAAAACCUGAGAGCUCUUAUUUGAUAUCUAGUGAGGCUAAAUUAUUUUAAUGGUAUACUGUUUGUGAACUUGCACCAAUAAAUUAAGUGUUUUUAUGUUCCAUAAA
This is a messenger RNA of Carassius auratus (goldfish), 580 nucleotides long. It is a transcript of the gene birc5b, whose product is annotated as baculoviral IAP repeat containing 5b. Lineage: Eukaryota; Metazoa; Chordata; Actinopteri; Cypriniformes; Cyprinidae. The coding region runs from base 64 to 498 and encodes 144 amino acids. The record is from RefSeq and is a predicted model, not a curated record. The transcript has 4 exons.